GAAACCCCCAGCUUGUCUGAUCUUUGUGUUUCUAAAUCGUGUAGUCACUGUGGGAAGCUGACAGCUAACCGAUUAACAAAGAAGGAUUUUUAAUUUUACAACUAGAGAUAAGUUUACAACAACAUCUUCAAAAUGUCUAUCAUGUCGUAUAACGGGGGCGCUGUCAUGGCCAUGCGGGGGAAGAACUGUGUGGCGAUCGCUGCAGACCGAAGGUUCGGCAUUCAAGCUCAGAUGGUCUCUACAGACUUCCAGAAGAUCUUCCCCAUGGGGGAGAGGCUGUACAUCGGUCUGGCCGGUCUGGCCACUGAUGUUCAGACAGUAUCCCAGAGGCUUAAAUUCAGACUGAACCUGUAUGAGCUGAAGGAGGGUCGUCAGAUCAAACCCAAGACCUUCAUGAGCAUGGUGUCCAACCUGCUGUACGAGAGGAGGUUUGGCCCGUACUACAUCGAGCCGGUGAUCGCAGGACUGAACCCAAAAACCUUUGAGCCGUUCAUCUGCUCAUUGGACCUGAUCGGCUGUCCCAUGGUGACGGAGGACUUCGUCGUAAGCGGAACCUGUUCGGAGCAGAUGUACGGCAUGUGCGAGUCUCUGUGGGAGCCCGACAUGGGGCCAGAGGACUUGUUCGAGACCAUCUCGCAGGCGAUGCUGAACGCCGUCGACCGCGACGCCGUCUCCGGCAUGGGGGUCGUCGUUCACGUGAUUGAGAAGGACAAGAUCACCACCCGGACCCUGAAAGCCCGAAUGGACUAAACAUAUUUGUGUAAAUAAAUAAAA
Nematolebias whitei (Rio pearlfish) is the source of this 774-nucleotide messenger RNA. It is a transcript of the gene psmb3, whose product is annotated as proteasome 20S subunit beta 3. Gene Ontology annotation, biological process: proteasome-mediated ubiquitin-dependent protein catabolic process. Lineage: Eukaryota; Metazoa; Chordata; Actinopteri; Cyprinodontiformes; Rivulidae. The coding region runs from base 133 to 750 and encodes 205 amino acids. Gene Ontology annotation, cellular component: proteasome core complex, beta-subunit complex; proteasome core complex. The transcript is spliced from 6 exons. The record is from RefSeq and is a predicted model, not a curated record.